Scophthalmus maximus (turbot) is the source of this 5595-nucleotide messenger RNA. RefSeq names its product DENN/MADD domain containing 3a (gene dennd3a). The record is from RefSeq and is a predicted model, not a curated record. The coding region runs from base 283 to 4086 and encodes 1267 amino acids. Gene Ontology annotation, biological process: regulation of Rab protein signal transduction. The transcript has 31 exons. NCBI's taxonomy places the organism in Eukaryota, Metazoa, Chordata, Actinopteri, Pleuronectiformes, Scophthalmidae. Gene Ontology annotation, molecular function: protein binding. Gene Ontology annotation, cellular component: cytoplasmic vesicle.
GUAAGUGAGCAGCAAGAGUUUGCUGGUUUUCAUUUUUGUCAGAGCGUUAUUAUACAACGAGACUGCUCAAGAAGAUGCAGGUUUGUUAACUCAAACUCAGAAAAGAUCAGCGUCUGGUUUGGGAAUCUGUUGUGACUCAGGGUUAAAUUAAGAAAACGUCACCGCAGUCUCUCCCUCCUUGUGUUGUCUGACUUUACAAGUGACACUCUGGAACUAUAACAAGGGCCAAGCACUAGCAGAGACAUUGAAGUGAAAGCUCCCUUGUGUCUGUGCUUGGAUGUGAUGGCAGAUCUCCCAUCUGGACUGCUGGAGGCCUGCGUAGUGGUUGGGGCCCCCGCUGAUAAGCUUCGAGAUAUAUACCAGAUUCAUCAGCAGAGUAAAUUAAGUGAACACCCCCUGCUGGAUGCGGAGGUACUGCAGGUCCAUGCACCUCCCUUUGUUUCCAAGGAGACCAACUCCAGCCAGGCGAUUGGUCCAGCUUUCAGCCGUGUCCAGAGGAGGAGGAGCUUCAUCAAGAAGAAGAGGCGAGAUCGCGCUGCAGAGUCGUUAUCUAACGGAGAUACAGCCAAUCGUGCUGAAGUGUCAUCAGCGACAGAGGACAUCAGUGUUCCAAAAGAUCUGGACCUCAUUGCCUUGCCGCAGCUUUGUUUCCCUGGUGGUCUUCAGUUAGCCAAUGAGCAGAAGGAAGACAGUUACCACUUCCUGGUUUUUACCGACUUGUUCGGGAACCGGACCCAUGGAGUUGUUGUGCAAUACUACAGAGCUGUGCAGUCCUGUCAGGAAGGUGUUGUCCAGAAUGGCCACAGAUGGAAUUCAUCAAAGAGCCGUCUCUACGCACCCUUCGCUGUGUGUAUCAUCUCCAAGUUCCCCUACUACAAUGCUCUGAGGGAAUGCUUGUCAUGUCUCCUCGUCCAGAUAAGGCCUGCAAGACAAGCCGACAUCGAGGAGACUAUCAAGGAGUUUUCAGCCAAGCUGUCACUGGUCCCUUUACCACCUCCUGGACAGCUACACGUGUCCUUCAGCCUCCGUCCUCUUCAGGUGGUUCUUCCAUCCCGGGAUGAUCAGGACAGCCCAGUUAUCGACAUCAAUCUGCACCUACCUUUCCUCUGCUUCACGCACACAACACUCCUCCAGGUGCUGUCCUGCCUUCUCCAAGAACAGAGGCUGGUCCUCUUCUCCUCUGACUGGGCUAGACUCACUCUGGUUGCAGAGAGUCUUCUGUUGUACCUGCAGCCUCUCUCCUGGCAGCAGCCCUAUGUUCCCGUCUUGUCCAGAGGAAUGUUGGACUUCCUCAUGGCCCCUACUGCCUUCCUGAUGGGCUGUCACAUUAGUCACUUUGAAGAGGUUGCUGCUGAGACAGAGGACCUGAUCCUGGUGAACAUCGACGAUGGCAUCAUCCAGUCAUCGUGGUCUGAAAGCAUCAACCUGCCAGCUGUUCCUCUGGCUGCAGCUGAGAGCUUUAUGUCAAGGGCAGAGUGUCUCCAGCUUCAUUACGACUUGGAACUGUGUCACCUCGGGGUGGGAACCGAUGCCAAUGCCCUGCGGUGCCAACGCAGAGACUGGCAGAGACGACUGAACACACAGAUACAAAACAUCACCCUGGAGCUCGUGGUGAACAUUUUCAGAGGCGUCCAGGACUUUUUAAACCACGAACACAGAGUUUUUAACAGCGAGGAGUUUCUAAGGACCAGGGAACCAGCAGACCAGUGCUUUUACAAGGAGGUAUUAGAUACUCAUAUCUUCCACUCAUUCCUGCGAGACAGGCUGAACAGGAAACGGGACACCUUCAGCCGCAUGGAGCAGAACAUGCGUAACAAUGGUCUCAGGAAUGGUGCAAUGACAGAGUUUCCUCGCCGCCCUCCAAUGUCAGAACUGUCCAGGACGGGCUACAGCAGCUGCGCCAGCCCCAGUGACAGACUGAGCAAAAGGCUGGGAGCCAGCCUCCCCAACCUGGAGCAGCCCGCCUCCGACGCUACGACUGGCAUCAGCAUCAGCAGGCCAGCCUCCCUCCGAAAGAUGACGCCUGACAUCGGGUUGAAGUUUCCUCAGAAAGCGGUGAAGGUUUUCCGUCUCCCAGAGUUCCCCCCUCCUUUGGCCUAUCAUUAUGUACAGAACUAUUAUUCUGACAUGGUGGCUUCAUUGGGGAAGGCUAUUAACGGGACUCCGCCUGAGGAGUCUGCUCUUCUGGCCAGGUACCACUACCUGCGUGGUUUGGUGAACACUGUGUCCAACCGGCGUCUGGAUGCAUUGGAGGACUUCCAGAGUCUCUAUAAGACAGACUCGGAUAUCUUCCCCUUGCAGAUGGUCAAGUCGUUGGUCGACUCCCUGCCGGAAGGUGAACGGAUACAGGCAGACAGACGUCCAGAGCUCAAGCGGCUCAUCUCCCGGGUGAAGAGGGACCAGGAGCGGGAACGCGCACGCCACGGCAACGGGCAGGAGGAAGGCGCCGUGAAGCGAUUCCAGCUGCCGAAGAAAUACAUGCAGCAGGAGGAGUUUGUGAAAUGUGUCCAGGAGUCUGGAAUUGUGAAAGACCAAGGGACCAUACACAGACUCUUCGAUGCUCUAACUGUUGGUCAUCAGAAGCAGAUUGGUCCAGAGUUGUUCAGAGUGUUUUACACAAUCUGGAAGGAGACAGAGGCUGAGGCGCAGGAGGUGUGUUUGCCUGCGUCUGUGCUGGAACACAUUGAACCCAGUGAGUGCGUCUUCAAGCUCUCCUCCUCGGUCAAGACGAGCCGCGGCGUGGGGAAGAUCGCCAUGACUCAGCGGCGGCUCUUCCUGCUGACCGAUGGACGCCCGGGAUACGUGGAGGUGGCCCAGUACCGAGAUCUAGAGGAGGUGAAGGUGUCCUCUGCUCCAUUCCUGCUCCUGCGAAUCCCCAGCCUGAAGCUGCGCAUUCGGGGCAGGAAGGAGUCGUUCGAAGCCAAUCUGAAAACCGAGACCGAGCUCUGGAACCUGAUGGUCAAAGAGAUGUGGGCCGGACGCAACAUGGCUGACCAGCACAAGGACCCGCAGUACAUGCAACAGGCUCUGACUAAUGCCUUGCUGAUGGAUGCGGCAGUGGGCAGCCUUCAGAGCAGUAAAGCUAUCUACGCUGCUUCUAAGCUGGCUCACUUUGACCGAAUCAAGAUGGAAGUUCCGAUGAUGGUUCCCAAGACAACUGCAGAAACACUGAAGCACAAAAUUAACCCUUCUCUUGAACUCGCUGCACCCCAGCCUGUGGAUGUACUUCUAUACACACCAGGUCAAUUGUGGGUGGCUGUGAGCGGAGGGAAGGUGAUGGUAUUCGAUGCCUCCAGCUGGUCCCUCACACACACCUGUCAUGUCGGCAAUGCAAGACUGAACUGCAUGCUGGGAGUUGAUAAGGAUCAGGUCUGGAUGGGCUCUGAGGACUCGGUUAUCUACAUCAUCAGCAUGGUGGCCAUGGUGUGUAACAGACAGCUGACUGAACACAGGGCGGAGGUCACCGGACUGGCGCUCGACACAGACAAAUACAGCCAGAAGGUGGCGUACUCCUGCAGUGCUGAGGGAACGGUGAUGGUGUGGGACGUGUCGACACUACAGGUGAAGAGGCACUUUCGCCUCUCCAGUGAUCGCCUGCUGUCUGUCUGCAUCUGGAACGGCACGCUGUGGUGCUGCUCCAGGGACAGUCUCAUGGAGGUGUGGAGGAAUGGUUCGUUGAAGCAUCGCCUGAAUCUUCCAGAGCAACAAAAAGGAUCCACAGCUACAUUCAGCUCCGUGCUGCUGUUACCUGAGAGGGAGGAGCUGUGGAGUGUCUGUGUGGACUCAGGGGAAGUGUGCAUCUGGUAUACUAAGGACCCCACCAAACCGUUCCACCGCGUGGCGCUACAGGACUGCUCUGGAUGUAACUGCAUUAUUAAAGUCAAAAAUCAGGUGUGGGUGGGCGGCGUGGGCCGCAGCUCUACCAAAGGCAAGAUUUACAUCCUGGACGCAGAGCGCCACCAGGUGCUGAAGGAGCUUCACGGCCACAACGACAAGGUGACGGCGCUCUGCUCCGCCGAGGAUCGGUACAUCCUCAGCGGCGGUGGCAAACUUGACGGAAAGAUCGCAAUCUGGAAGGUGGAGUAGAGGGUUUACUGACUGCCAAUGGACAGAGUAACUCUGCUUGAAUCUAUUCCAGGACGUCAUGUGACUCGUUUAAAGGAGCCAGGGUUUUUAGAGCUGGUGAGGGUGAAAAACAGAGUGAAGAUCUGUGUGUUUUGGAAGAGCAAAAUUCACAACCUCGACCUGCCACUGCGUGACGGAGAUGUGAAGGAAUCACUUGUCAGUCAUGUUAAACAACAAGUUUACACAAAGUGUCACCAGCUGAGCAGCGUCUCCUGCCUGCUAUGAACUGGUGAGACACAGUUUGAAAAACUGACAGCCUGGACACAUUAUCUUUAAGGAAUAUGAAGGACGAAAGAAGACUGAAAAAAAAACUGAUGGAUUUAUUUUAAUCCAAAGUGCUUCACUUUACUGAAGAUUUAUACUUUUUUUUUUGUAUUUAUAUUAUAGUCACACCAUAUAUUAUGUAGUGGUGUACCCCUUUGUUUUAAAUGCAAUCACAAUAGUGUUAUGUGGGAACACCAUGUGACUGAGCCUCGCCUCCAGCUGUGUGAUUUGAGGUAAAUUUCAACAGCUCAAGCUUCCCUGAAAAUAAAAACUCCUGACACUGGAGAGUUCACCGUCGCUGCGGGAAGUUUAUUUGGAUGGAAGUUAUCCUUUAAGGGAAAACAUACAGUGGAGCAGGGUGAUGGGAAAUAUGGUGAAAGAAGAUACAGAGUUGGGAGUCGGACUCGUGACAUAACACUAACAUGUGAUGUACAGCGAGGUGUGUUUUAGAGAAAGUCAAGAACAUCCUGCAAAAACUGAAGGACUAACCUUACUGUUAAAGUUUCUACAAUUGUAUUUAUUUAUUUUCUUUACAAGCACAGUUUUAGCUGCUCCGACAAGGAGAUAAUGCACAAACUCGCAGAGGAUGUGAAGGUCUUUGUCAUGAAAAUUAGCCACGUCCAUGUUCCUGAUGCAUAUUAAAACUAUUUAUAAUUUUGAGGAAAAAGACAAGCCAUAAAAUGCCUUUAAUGCAUGUUAAAUAUGUAUUUAUAGUCUGCAGACAUUAGUGUUAUUUACAGUGUUAGUGUUAUUUGUGUUGACAAAGUGAAACCAGACAGACUGAUGUUAUUGAUUCUUCACAUAUGGAGAACAUUUUUUUUUUUAACUUUUACUUUUUCCAGUCCUGUUACAGCGUUUAGCCUCCGAACAGUCAGAGAUAUGAAAAAAGUGCAAAUAUGGUUUACAUUUUUAUCCAGUCAUUACCAGUGGGAUCUAUACAGUAAAAUGUACAUUUAGAGAAACAAUGUCACCUGAGGUUCAAUCUCAUUCAUCCUUUACUAUUAAUUCUGCACAGUGUAUAUAACUGGUUAACAUGAAUGUGAUUUAUAUUUCUUUUGUAAACUAAACUGUCUAUGCAAUGACUUUUUUUUUUCCAACGAAAUUUUUGUCAAAUUACAUGAAACUGCACAAUGUGUCAUUUCCAAGACUGUUAACCAGAUUUUUUUUAACCAACAGUGAACAAAUCCAAUACACUUUUUGAAGGAA